UUCUGAUAGACAGGAUAGGCAUUUCUAUUCAAAAAUAUGUUCUAGUGUAAUUUCAUCAUUUUAUUUUAUUUAUUAAGUAGGCCUAGCUGUUCUUCUUAAGUAAGUAGACCUAAACAUAAUAGACCUCGCAGGGUGCGCAAGAGGGUGUUCUGCCAACAUAGACUUGGAAACAUAUGAACAAUUUGUAUGUCUUUAAACUCCCUCCUCUGGUCAAAGUUAUUAACGCAUGCCAAUGCCCUCGUAUGCCUUGCUGAGAAAUGGGUAAUAUUAACGACUUGCUAAAUGCCCAUGACUGAAUAAACGUGCAUUAGGUCUAUUAGCCCUAGAAAACACUCUUAUUUUGGUCAGGUAUAGCCAACAGAUCUCUUUCAACUGUUUUGGCCUGAUCUCAAAAGCAGUGUUAAUAUUUCUCAGCCUUCCAAUGUCGUGUUGAACAGCAAGUGCAAACAACUGGGCACUUCACGAACCAAAUGUUCAAAUGACGACUGACUGUCCAGAGAUGAUCUCGCACAAGAGACAGGGUUUAUCCAUAGAGAUUUUAGUCUUGAUAUGCGCGAAUCUUAUUUACGCAUCAGCUCAAGUUAAUUCGUUAGCACCUGUUGCGUGUGAUGACAAAAGUGUGGAGAAGUUAGCUAGACUUUCUGUAACCUACAUAAAUGAGGACCGACAGUCGGGAUACAAAUUCGCGCUGAACAGAAUCACCAACGUCCAACUUCACGCACAGGGUCCCGCUGGGAAAGUGUACUACCUUAAUGCAGACGUUUUGGAGACCAAGUGCCACGUGAAGAGCCCCAAGCCCUGGAAACGAUGUGACGUUCGACCUUUCAUGGAAACCCAAAUUUCAGGGAACUGCAACAUUACAAUUCUCCAUGAUGCCGAGGGAUUUUCCUACUUGUUCAGCUAUGACUGUAUGCUAGUACCAGAUCCUCCAGAGAAGCUUCAGAAGACGUGUCCAGAUUGUCCUCUGUUGCUGGAUGAUGAUAACCCAGAGGCCAUUAGUGCUGCUCAGCUGAGCUUCCUCAAGUACAGGGCUCAGCUCGCCCAAGAGCUGUGGAUCCAGAGCACGCAGCCCGUAAACCUGGCUUUUCACGCUGUCACGCGAGCCUCCAGACAGCAUGGAAAGUUAAAGCGCACCUUUGUGGAGUUCACCAUAGCAGAGUGUCCAGAGGGGACCCAUGCUUCAGGCAUCUGUUUGAAGGAAGAUGCUGCCAGAGAGCCUGUUGGUUUCUGUGCCGGAGAUGUUGUUGGGAACAGCUGGUUCUCGCAAUACGCCAAGGUGUCCUGUGAAUUAUUUUACCCGCAGCGCUACGGCUUGAAGGUCGACGUCAACGUAAAGCCUGUGUCUCAUGACGUGACCCCGACCCACCCAUCGUACCCCGAUCCUUCUGACGUCAACAUCCCAGAAGGAGCACCUGAUCCAUACCCGUUCCAGCCGGUUAACCCUUACCAACCCAGCAAGCCGGUUAGCCCCUACCAACCCAGCAAGCCGGUUAGCCCCUACCAACCCAGCAAGCCGGUUAGCCCCUACCAACCCAGCCUGCCGGUUAGCCCCUACCAACCCAGCCAGCCGGUUAGCCCCCAUCAACCCAGCCAGCCUGCCGCUGUACCAGAUGACAGAUUGUCUGACCCUAUGCAGCCCGCCCCACUUCCACUGCCAGACCAGCCCGCCGCCGUCAGUCCGCCCCGCCGCACGGCGUCAUCCAGCGAGUCUCGGUCCUCGUCCGAGUCCGACUCGUCUGAGGAGAUUGUGGGCGUGACCAUCGCCAGGCCCCCGGCGGGCUUCCGCUACAAGCCUUACCGCAGGAAGAGGCUGGUGCCACUGUUCGGGACCAAGCCUCCCCACACGCCCGUCUUCAUGUCCGUGUUUCCCAGCGGCAUGUCUCCUUUCCGCUCCUGCCCCGGGCCCUCUCGCUUCACCACUGUGUAGUAGUAGAAAGCAGAGAGAAAUGUGAGAAAUGUCAGUGCAAGACGACUUGAGGGUCAGAGACUUUAAGUCAACUGGAUGCUCUUACACUGACCUGCAGCAAACAACAACAUGUCAUGGAAAAAUAACUAUAGUCAAACUGGUAUUACUGUAUGUGGUCAUAAAAAUGAAUUGUAUUUUAAAAAUAAAAUAUACUACAAAAUGCUAGAAUGGAUCACCCAGUUUGUCUAAGUAGGCUGUAAACAAUGGUAACACUCUAUCAAUUCCCCUACAGAGUAGAACAUAACACAUUGAGCUGAAAAAAAGGGGAAAAAAUAGAUGGCCUGUUUUGAAGUUGUAAUCGUAAAGAAAAAACAAUAGCCUUUCUGCAACAUUGCUAUGAGCCCAGAUAAACAAUUUCUCUGCAUGUUCAGUGUAAGACUCGUUUAAGAACGUUUUAACUUUUAUUAUGCUAUACAUGUAUGCUUUGGCUUAAAUUCCCAAAACAUUGGCUAAUUGAAACUUGAAAUUAAUUGUCCAAGAUUAGAGCGAAUACAAAUAGGGCCUAGUGUGUCUAUUCCUUAAGUGACAAUGUAUUGAAGGGCCUCUCAUGGGUUCAGUUUUAAACAAACAUUCAGAAUCUUUAGGUUCAAGUUCAAGAAGUUUAUUGCCAUGUCGACAUAGUCGAUAGGAAUUGUCCGUGGCAUAUCCCCAACAUCAAAUAAAUACAAUUGACAAGACACACAACAGCAAAGCACAUACAGUAAAUAUAAAUAGCCUAUGGGUAGACAUACCAAUAAACAGAAAGGGUUCCAGCAGUCAUUGGAUAGCAGUUCAAUUACAAAUUACCCUGAGUGUUAAAGUGCAUUAAAGGUAAAGUGCAUAGGGAGUGGAAAGUUAUAGCAGGUUAAGAUGUCUGAUAGUCAGUGGGUAUGUGCUGUUCCUAAAUCUGGAUGUGGAUAUUAAAGCUUCUGUAUCUUUUACCUGAUGGGAGGAGGUUACAGUAAUAAGAUGAUGCGCUGGGUGUGAGGGAUCGGCUAUGAUUUUCCUUGCCUUUCUGAUAACCUGUGAUGAGAAAAUGGAGGAGAGAGAGAGGGAGCGCACAACCCUUUCCAACCUUAUCUUGUCCCAUGUUGUGGUGUUACCAUACCAGACAAGGAUGGAGAAUGUGAGGAUGCUUUCAAUCGUGGAUCUGUAAAAAUGAAUCAUGGCUGUCUGACUGACUUUGAAUUUCCUGAACUGCCACAGGAAUUGGAGUCGCUGCUGGUUUUAACCUCUGGGGAAGAAAACAUCCAAGACAGUGGCAAAUGAGAAAUCAAUUAAAAUCAAACUUUGAUUACUAAAGUUAAAGUGUUUACUUGGGAGAACUUCUCUAGGUGGUGGUCAUGAUUAUCAAACAUAAUUUUGAAGAAGAACCAAAAACUGUUACAAACUCAACUGCUUGCUGACACCAAAAGAAAUAUCAACAGGCACCAAAACAAAACUAACAUACUGGUAGGCUUAAAAUGAGCUUAGUCAUAUGACCUGGCUUCACUCAGGCUUCAAACAUGUUAACUGAGUAUAAGGGCAGUUAAAAAGCAUCAAUUAACACCCCCACUUGCCUUCACAUUCACAACUAGAAAAAAACUGAAAGAAAAGCAAAACAUUGGCAAAAACACAACUACAUCUUGGGUUAGCAAUCACCCAAAUAGGAACCUAGAAAAAGUAGAUGGCUUCCCUUUUGUUUUUGUCAUUACACUGAACUGCACUGCUAUUUUUUGGUAUUACUGUAAUUGGUUAACCGCGAGGCAGCAAAGUUAUUGAUUACUUGAUCAAGCUCUCAUGUUGAGACAUGGAUACAGAGCGAGGGGAGUCACUGCACUGAGCAAAUAGCACUAUGGAGCAAGAGAGCUUCAAUAUUUUGGAUGGGUUUUUUGGACGGCUCGAUAUUACCUAAUCUUUGAAUGAUUUAAAGACUUGUACCCACCUUAUGGACAAAGGCCACUGAUUUCAACACGCUGUUCACUGACCUUUGUAGAUGAUUUACACAGCUGGGGUGGAUUCACCCGCUGUGCAUUCAUUUACAGACCCCUGAAAAUGGAACACAUUCUAAUAGGCAAACAAAACAAUUGAGUCAAAUACGUCUGAAUAAUAAAACAAAACAAAAAACUCAACUUACUCAUUUAGUCUGUUUUUUUUCCCUAAAAAUGAGCAUGGAUUUAUAUAGGCAGUUGCUUUGAUUUACUAUGGCUACAGUGAACACUUAGUAGAAAAUAUGCUCUUUAAUAGCUCUUUGUGGUUUUCCAUAGUUUAUGAGGAUAGAAUUCAUAGCAUGCCUGGAUAUUAAGAGUUAGGGAGAGUGCUAAAUUUGAUCUUGCACCACGGAGAAAUAAAAGUCAAGUGUGAGGACGUUGAAGUGUAACACAUUUUUGCUAACACCACUGCAAAUCAUUCCAUUCAAAAUCUGUCAGAGCGGUCAAGGGCUGUUGCUACUGUGCCGAAUGAGGGGGAAAAGGCUAUUACUAUUCUCACACCAGAUUCUGAACUGAUUUUGGAAGUGAAAAGUAGCACAUAUGUAUCCAUUAUCACACAUGGUGCUGAAAAUAUCAAUACGAUACAAUCAGGGUAGGUUUUGCAAUUAGACUACUCUAGGGCGAGGAGUUAGACAAAGACUGCUGUCCAACCAGCAGGCAAAAUACAUUGACAACAGUGUGACUUGACAACAACAAGAAUACAGGUGAAUCCAUCUCAUGUCACAGGUGAAUCCAUCUCAUGUCACAACUUCUUUCCACCACAUGCAAUGUAGAAAUGGAUACAGAAUAGGAUUGACAGAAACAUAUUUUUUGAUCUCCAUAAUACUCUGUAGUGUAUUGCUCUGUAACUUUUAUCUUUUGUAACUUUGCAUCUUU
Molecule: messenger RNA, 4791 nt
Organism: Engraulis encrasicolus (European anchovy)
Lineage: Eukaryota; Metazoa; Chordata; Actinopteri; Clupeiformes; Engraulidae
Exons: 7
Coding region: 479-1927 (482 amino acids)
Biological process (GO): negative regulation of endopeptidase activity
Cellular component (GO): extracellular region
Molecular function (GO): cysteine-type endopeptidase inhibitor activity
Source: RefSeq, a predicted model, not a curated record